AAAGAGAGAGGGAAGAUAAUCCGUUCGACUAAUCCCAGUUAAUCCCACCCACCAUUCACCGUUGUCAUAAACGUAUAAGAUUUCCAAGAAAUAUGGCUGAUAUUGUAGGGUUUAGUUACGCUGUUGUUGUAGCAGUAGGCGGUGUGGUAGGCUACGUGAAAGCAGGUAGUGCAAUGUCUCUUGCCAUGGGGCUUCUUUUUGGUGGUGUGGCGGGGUAUGGUGCAUCGUUAACUUCUCAGGACCCAAGGAAUGUAAACGUCAUACUAGGAAGCUCCGCCGUGUUGGCAGGUGUGAUGGGUAUGAGGUUCGUGAAGAGUGGAAAGUUCAUGCCGGCAGGAUUAGUAGCCACUCUGAGUAUUUUGAUGGUUCUGAGGUAUGGUUAUAGACUGACGUACAAGAACUGAUCCAACUUGGCCUCUUUCUGUUUCAAUACUGCUGAUCAUAUCUUUCCAGCAUAUACUACAAAACCAGUUAUACUUUUUUUUGCCUUAUUGGCUUUUUUCCACACACAUCAUUUUGGGUAUAACCAACAAAGAAAACUUUCCAGUAACAAUUAACCAGAUACUAGUUAAAAAUAUGUCAGCCAACUAUUGUAAAUGUCAUCUAGGAGAUAGGAAAGGCAUUCUCAUUUAAUAUGCUAGCAAAUUAGAGAUUUAGAAAUUAGAGAAACAACAUACAGGGACUCUUAGAACAUUGAUAGUUUGAAAUCAUGAUUCAAGUGUUUUAUGUAAAUGGUAAUCCAGCACUAUAUCUCAGAAUAAUAUGAAAAUGAAGAUUGAAAGUAUGAAUUUUGAUUUUCUGCCCUGUAGAUUCUAUGUGAAUUAUUUUUUAGGUUAAUGGGUUUUGUCUACAAAAGAUAUUUUUAUACUGAACAAUGACUUGGUCUAUCAGAUGAUUAUUUUUCUUUUUCAUAGUACAGUACUGCACUGUGUACACAUAAUUAUGUUAGAUUUUAUAAGUAAACAAAGGAAACAAUAUAGAUAGACAAUAAAAAUAAAGAAGAGAUA
This is a messenger RNA of Anneissia japonica, 1007 nucleotides long. RefSeq names its product transmembrane protein 14C-like. The record is from RefSeq and is a predicted model, not a curated record. The coding region runs from base 93 to 404 and encodes 103 amino acids. Lineage: Eukaryota; Metazoa; Echinodermata; Crinoidea; Comatulida; Comatulidae. The transcript is spliced from 4 exons. Gene Ontology annotation, biological process: regulation of heme biosynthetic process. Gene Ontology annotation, cellular component: mitochondrial membrane.